AUGUCAUCAACAUCCACACCCGCCAAAGCCCUAGGAUCACGAGCAAUAUCCCAUCUGCGUACUCCUCCACCACUUCACAUCCCCAAGAUGCCCUCCAAUUACCUCCCACCCCAACAAAUCUACCCCCGGAAACAAAGCUCGCAAUCCAAUUCCUCAUUUUCCACCAGCUCCUCCUACAAAAACCCAUCACACGCAUACACCCACCAAGCACUCCAUCCAACGGGCUCUUUCCCACCCCCACAAACAGAAUAUAUGCGCAUGCUCCUUGCUCUCGACGCCAUCCCCACCACACACAACAUCCUCGCCGGUCUAAGUACCUGGCUCUUACUAGCGGGCUUCAUCAUCUUCCCAGGGACAUUCAAUACGUUAUCAAAAUCCCAACUCUCGGGUACAACAGAAACCAUUAUAAACACAGCGCAACAUAUCCCUCUCCUUGUCAUCGCUUCCAUCACCUCCGGUCUUGGCCUCCUAGGUAUGGGGUAUAUAUUCUUUGUUCAUAGAUAUAACUAUAUCUGGCUGUGUAGCAAGGUCUUCAUGCCUGGUGUGAUGAAUAG
This is a messenger RNA of Hymenoscyphus albidus, 554 nucleotides long. The record is from the annotation of a GenBank genome assembly. Lineage: Eukaryota; Fungi; Ascomycota; Leotiomycetes; Helotiales; Helotiaceae.